AGAGAGAGAGAGAGAGAGAGUAUGCAAAGAACGAUGAGAAGAUAGGGACAUAUUUGCUUCGGAAGCAAACAACUUUGCAAGCCAAUUCGCAGUUGUUAGCACCAUAAAUCUACAAUUUUAUUAUUUAUAUAAUUGCAGGACAUGUGGCACCCUCUACUCAUUUGGAGGUUAUGAGAAGUUAUGAAGUUUGGAAAGGUGAUGGAGCACAUGGAGCAUGAAGUGAAGGUUGAAAGAAGUUAUGAAAGAUCAUGGAAGAUCAUGGAGUAUGAAAUGGAGGAGGUGGAAGAGUGGGUAGUUUUUCUAUAUCAUUGUUGUUUGUAAAAAAAUUUGAUGAAAUUUUGAGUCUAUAACAUUGCUCGUGUACUAAAUUAAUUAGGAAUGUGUGUACAUCUCAAGGGUAAAGAUGAUAUAUUGGGGUGUGUAUUGAUUAAACUUUAAAAUUGUUCAGGUGUCAAUUAAGUAAUGGUGUGUCUUGAGAUAAUUAAUGGGGUGUAAAUAGAAGUUCCCUUAGUCAUUGAAUUAACCGACUGACAGAAGGACUGAAUUGUUACAUUAUUUUCAAAUGUAUGAGUGCAUUGGUAUUUCAAUUAUAAAAGAGGGUGGCAGUGAUAUUGCAAGAAAACAAAGGGGUAUGAGUGUAAUUUACCCUUAAUUGAUUGAUAAUAUUGGUAAGGAAAUAUCAAAACCUCAUAUCUUUAGAAAUGGAGAAUUUGACGAACGAAGCUCUUGAAGCUCCUGGAUAUUUUAAAAACUUCCCUGCACUCAAUUGUAUCGAUCUUUCAAGCCCUGACAUUCAUAACUCUGUUUCUUUACUCAAACAGGCAUGUUUGGAUUCUGGGUUUUUCUAUGUGAUCAAUCAUGGAAUCAGCCAGGAAUUUAUGGAUGAGGUUUUUAACCAAAGCAAAAGUUUUUUUGAUCUACCAGUAAGUGAGAAAAUGAAGGUUCUUAGAAACAAGAAACAUCGAGGCUACACUCCCCUUUUCAAUGAACUUUUGGAUCCUGUCAAUCAAAUACAUGAUAUCUUGCCUGGAUGGAGGGAAACUAUGGAGAAAUAUCAUAGAGAGGCACUUGAGGUGGCAAAAGCAAUUUCAAGGAUCAUAGCUCUUGCACUUAACCUCGAGGUUGACUUUUUUGAUAGACAAGAAAUGCUUGGGAAGCCUAUUGCAAACUUGCGUCUGCUACACUAUGAAGGUAGAGUUUCUGAUCCCAUGAAGGGAAUAUACGGAGCAGGUGCACAUUCUGAUUUUGGUUUGAUAACACUCUUGGCAACUGAUGACGUCUUUGGUCUCCAGAUUUGCAAGGAUAAGGAUGCUAAACCUCAGAAGUGGGAAUUUGUAGCACCAUUAAAAGGAGCAUUUAUAGUGAAUCUUGGUGAUAUGCUAGAGCGCUGGAGCAACUGCAUUUUCAGGUCCACGUUGCAUCGAGUGGUGGGUAAUGGUCAGGAGAGAUAUUCGAUUGCGUACUUUGUGGAGCCUAAUCAUGAUUGUCUUGUUGAAUGCUUGCCCCCCUGCCAGUCGCAAGAGAACCCUCCCAAGUUUCCUCCUAUCAAAUGUGAAACUUACAUGCUCCAGCGGUACAAGGAAACUCACGCAGUUCUCGAGUCAUACGAAAAAUGAUACGGCAAACUCUGUUGUCAAUAUUACUGGGAUUUUCGUUUCAAGUGUAGAACACAAAAGUUAGCUCCUUCCUGUCGUGGUUUGUAUAAAAACAGGUUCACUUAGUUGAAUAUUGGGGAAAUAUCAUGUAAUCUUUUUUUGGUUGCAAAUGUAAUGUUGAUAUAUAUGUAAAACAUGUAUGAGAAUAUGCGAAAUAUUUAUUAAAAUUUUAUCUUUUUUUUUUUUUUUUUUGGAUCACUAGCAGGAUUUUAUUUUGUAUGCUACAGUUACAUUUGAAAGAGUUCACCAAGCAAAUAA
Camellia sinensis is the source of this 1913-nucleotide messenger RNA. The record is from RefSeq and is a predicted model, not a curated record. NCBI's taxonomy places the organism in Eukaryota, Viridiplantae, Streptophyta, Magnoliopsida, Ericales, Theaceae.